UUUGUCUGAGCAUCUCAUCAGCACCAGGUCGCGGCCGGCGCGCCUUCUCUACGCGGAGGGACUUGGAAACUGCUGUGACGUCUGGCAUCGAACACUUCCGCCCAGAGGAUGCUAGACAGAAAAGAUAACCAGACUGGGGAAUAUAAUCUUUUUGUGUUUUGGAUGUCCUGAUAUUUUGUUAAUUUUAGGAGCAGAACGCCAGUUUGCAUCGCAGACUGUUGCGAACAGCAUAACCCAACCACUGCGAGAGGAACAAUAGAAAAUACGCACGAGAUCUCUCGCCCUCUCUUGCCGUGGUCGAAGAUGUCUGAAAAAAGUGACCUGAAAGCUGAGCUUGAGCGCAAAAAACAGCGCCUCGCUCAGAUCCGUGAGGAGAAGAAAAGGAAGGAGGAGGAGAGGAAAAAGAAAGAGUCGGAAUCUCAGCAGAAGACGGAGAGCGUGUCUGAGGAUUCGGAUUUAGACCGGAAGCGAAGAGAGACAGAGGCCCUUCUACAGAGUAUUGGGAUCUCACCGGAGCCCCCAUUAGUGCAGCCACUGCAGCUUUUAACAUGGGAUACCUGUUAUUUUCAUUAUUUAGUCCCAACCCCUAUGUCUCCCUCUUCGAAAUCAGUGAGCACGCCCAGCGAGGCCGGCAGCCAGGAGUCCGUAAACGGAGGGACAACCGGAAGAUAUAGGACCCUACAGUGGGAUACUGACCCCUCUGUUCUUCAGCUGUUGGACGAGUCUGACGCUGGCCGCAAGGUACAAAGACUCGGCCCCUCCAAAAUCACACAGGUGGAUAUACUGCCCAGGGAGCUCGUGACUUACUGUAAGGAAACUCAGACACCUCUGGCAUCUCAUCACUCAGAAGAGGAGGAGGAGGAUGAGGAGAUCCCAGUGCCUAAACCUGAGACUGAGACUGACCUGCAGGAUAAUGAGGACAAUCAGGAGCCCACAGAAGUUCACCCAAGAGAGCUGACAGAGGAGGAGAAGCAGCAGAUCACUCACUCUGAGGACUUCGUUGUGUUCUUUGACCGGACUAUUCGUGUGAUGGAGCGUGCCUUAGCCCAGGACUCAGACAUUUUCUUUGACUACAGCGGCCGUGACAUGGAAGACAGAGAUGGGGAUAUGCAGGCCGGAUCUAACUUGUCUUUCAAUCGAUUGUUCUAUGAUGAGCACUGGUCCAAACAUCGGGUUGUGACCUGUUUGGAUUGGUCCCCUCAGUACUCGGAGCUGCUGAUGACAUCUUACAAUAGCAAUGAAGAUGCCCCUCAUGAACCGGAUGGGGUUGUGUUAGUGUGGAACAUGAAAUUUAAGAAGAUGACACCUGAAUAUAUAUUUCACUGUCAAUCCUCAGUGAUGUCUGUAGGAUUUGCUCAGUUUCACCCCAACCUAGUGGUGGGAGGAACGUACUCAGGGCAGAUUGUGUUAUGGGAUAACCGCAGCCACAGACGAACCCCUGUGCAGAGGACCCCUCUUUCAUCCGCAGCACACACUCACCCUGUGUACUGCGUGAAUGUGGUUGGGACUCAAAAUGCCAACAACCUGAUAACGGUGUCCACAGAUGGAAAGAUGUGUUCCUGGAGUCUGGACAUGCUCUCCCAGCCUAUGGAGAGUAUGGAGCUGGUGUAUAAUAAGUCCAAACCUGUGGCGGUCACUGGAAUGGCAUUUCCUGCUGGUGAUGUGAACAAUUUUGUCGUGGGCAGCGAGGAGGGGACAGUGUACACAGCGUCCCGCCAUGGAAGUAAGGCUGGCAUUGGUGAGAUGUUUGAGGGACACCAAGGCCCAGUCACUGGCAUCAGUUGCCACAAUGCUCUUGGCCCUAUUGACUUCUCCCAUCUUUUCAUCACCUCCUCAUUUGACUGGACCGUGAAACUGUGGUCUACUAAGCACAACAAGCCUCUUUACUCCUUUGAGGACAACGCAGACUACGUCUAUGAUGUGAUGUGGUCACCAGUCCAUCCAGCACUCUUCGCGUCUGUAGAUGGAAUGGGCCGUUUGGACCUGUGGAACCUGAACAAUGACACAGAGGUGCCCACAGCCAGCGUGACAGUGGAAGGUGCCUGUGCCCUGAACCGAGUGAGAUGGGCAUCUGGGGGCCGGGAGGUGGCAGUGGGAGACUCAGAGGGUCAUGUCUGGAUCUACGAUGUAGGAGAGCAACUGGCAGUCCCACACCCCGAGGACUGGAACCGCUUUGCCCGCACGCUGGUGGAAAUCCGUGCCAACCAAGGAGAUGGUGAGGAGGAGGGUGCCGUGGAGAUGGCAGCUUAAGAACAGUUCAUCCACAUGCCGAUUUUAAAUCAAACAUUGAAGAUGCCAGAUUUAUCGGCUGACUCAGAAGCACACUCAAGCUUGGCUGUGAUCACACCUCAUUUUUUCAGCUCAUGCAGUGGAUCUAUUUAUACCAUAAGUGUCAAUGGCAAUAAUUCCUCUUUCUAGCAGCUCUGUUUAAUUCUUAGAAGUGUGUACCGGUGAAACAUUCAGAUGUAACGCUUGCAGUGAUAAUACAAUUGGAGUGAGCCAUGUUUGUUUGCCAAAAUCAGAAUGUUUGUUCUGUUCGCAAAUAUCUUGUAGGGCAUGUGCCUUUUAUGAUUGUGCUCUAAGUCAUCAUUUAUGUGUUGAAUGCAACAGGCAGAACACAAAUGCUGACAAAUAAAGGUGUGGGCUUACUAAUGUCUGUUGUUUAAAAAAUAUUGUAUUUAUCUUGUUUACCAAAUAAAAUACCAGGCCUAUUUGUCUUUCA
Messenger RNA from Clupea harengus (Atlantic herring), 2722 nucleotides. RefSeq names its product dynein, cytoplasmic 1, intermediate chain 1 (gene dync1i1b). Gene Ontology annotation, cellular component: cytoplasmic dynein complex. Gene Ontology annotation, biological process: transport along microtubule. The transcript is spliced from 18 exons. The record is from RefSeq and is a predicted model, not a curated record. Bases 304 to 2250 code for a protein of 648 amino acids. Gene Ontology annotation, molecular function: dynein heavy chain binding; dynein light chain binding. NCBI's taxonomy places the organism in Eukaryota, Metazoa, Chordata, Actinopteri, Clupeiformes, Clupeidae.